UGGAAACAAUAUGCUUCAGACACUUGGAAGCGCUGAAAUGAAAGACCACUUUAUUAUCAUGUGACCCCCAGAGCACCACUGAGUGCUACUGCCUACACGUAGAGUGGGCAGUUAAUUCAACUCUCAGACGAUUCUUCAAUUUUUAACAUACAAACAGGCAGUGUUUUAAUACAACAGUGAGACUGAAUGUGUUAAGAGAUUAUGCAUCCUAUUAUAGGAAAUCACCUCUUGAACCAAGUCUAGUAUAUACUCAUAUUGAUAUAUCAGUUGUACUGUAUUUUGUAUAAGCUAUACUCUGAUUUUAACUGUAGUAAUAAUUAAUAAUAAUUCACACUGACAGUAGGUAGUGCUAGAGAGCCCUGUAGAAACAGACAGAGAGGGUACUAUUCCAGGUUUUAAAUCUGCACACAAGUGACAUCAUUUUUCCACAGAGAGGCAAAUACACUACACACUGUGACACUAACUCCUCUUUCACUUAAUUCGUUGAACCUCUAUUCUGAAAAUGUCUGUAAUUCUUCUGGGCUGUUCAUGCUGAAAUACUAAUUACUCAUCUCAAGGUAAUUACUGUAGUUACACAUAAAAUGCAUAAACACCUUGGAACAACAUUAUUCAGAAAUAUGGCAUUAAACUUAGAUUUAAGGGAAUUCCACAACAAAAUACCCAGGAUAUGAAAGACAUUUAAAGCUCUAGGACAUCAACAGAUUGCACCCAACUGCAAAAACUACACACAUUAUUGGAGGUGUGUGUAAAGUUUGAGCAGGUGUUGGCCGGUAUUAUACAGUAUGUGUAAGUAUCUGACAGAUCUGUCCCUCCCCUCUGAGCUUAAGGAAUGUUUAGUCUGCAAACUUUCAAUGUGCAACAGGCUGUUCUGGUCCAUUCACAAAGUCACUAACCUGGAGGUGUCGGAGAGAAUUAAGGACAAUGAACAAACUAAACACCCGUAGAAAUGACCAGGAUAACUAAUAAGUCCUUGUUACCUGCAUAUAUUAUUACCCAUAAUACAUAAGAAAAUAUACCUGACUGUUAAGAAAAAUGUACCAGGGGAGCUGGAAAUAUUGUCCCCAAAACACAGACAGUGAAUCUGGUGUUCCCAUAGCAACUCAAUCCUAACCCAGCAUGUGCCACAGGUUAUGUUUUCACUGGAAUCCAGUGAAAACAACCUGGCACUAGGAAUAGACAAUUCUCAGCCACAUUUUACACAACAGUGGUCAAAUCCACACAGUUCUGUUGUAAUAUUCUGCUUCUCAAAUAUGUGUCAUUUCAGGAUAAAAACUGUUUUCACUGUAUUGGUGGGGUUUCUUUUAACCUCUUGUCAAUCUUCCUGCUCUCUGUUAUGUUGACACAGACACAGAAGAAACUGUGGGAGCUUCAGUGUGAAAUGCCUUCAAGAUGUGCAGGUUUCUGAGUCUGUAUCUCUUCCUUUCAGUAAUAAUUGUGUUGCGUAAUUUAAUUAGAGGUGUAUUGUGUAACUUCAGUGCAUCACUGCCGCAUUCAUGUUUUUAAAAAAAUAUUUACUGUCAAGCAGAGAAGAGUGGCACUGGCAGCAACUUGGCAGAAACUGAGUUUCUCAUAAAAAUGCAUCUGAAAACACUAUGGAGAGGCCUAUGUAAGAAUGCUAAUUUAAAAAAAAGAAAGCUAAAAUGAAAACAAUUGCAGUGUGGAGGAAUGACUCCUGACUUUCACUUUUGUUAACAGCUAAUUUGUCUUCCAUCAGACACUUCCUCCACCUUGCAUUGUCCCAGCAGCGACUCAUAUCUCACCGGCAGCAAUAAAGUCUGAUAAAGACUUACUCGUAGACUCCUGCUGACAAGUGAUGCCAGGCAGGAGCACUUCCAUAUAGGAAGGAACACUUUUGUCAUUGCUGCCUGUUUCUGUGUUUAACUUCACUGGCGUCCGUGCACUGGCGUCACGUUUGUCCUUUCUGAAGGCUCAGUGGAAAACGAAAUCUACAUCUUUGUUUUUUCCAUAUCAUCAAUGCAAUGCUGCUUCUCAGACGCUGCCACAGCCUGACUGGAUUUGGCCCUCUCAACACUCAGAGGCAUCAAGUGGCUCCUGCUGUGAGAUCGUAUGCGGUUCGUCUCUGGAGCAGCAGCAGCAGUGACGACCAGAGAUCGUACCAGGGCACCCAUGGCCCCAGCUGGAGACAUGGCCUGGCCGGGCUGCUGGCUGGUACAGGUGCUGUACUGGCUUAUGGCUUCCACCAGCACAAGGCUGAACGGGCAGAAAGCAGAGUGCAGACCAUAGAGAAGACCUCCUCUCUUCCCGUCUACAGCCAGGAAGAGGUCACAAAGCACCGCUCUCUGGAGGAUGGCGUGUGGGUCACUUACAAAGGUGGCGUCUAUGACAUCACCAAGUUUGUUGCCAUGCACCCUGGUGGGGAUAAAAUCUUGUUGGCUGCUGGUGGGGCCCUUGAACCCUUUUGGGCACUGUAUGCUGUACACAACCAGGAGCAUGUGCUAGAAAUCCUCUCAGAAUACAAGGUCGGUGAGCUGAGUGCAGAAGACCAGAAGAAGCAGCAGGCACUUAAAUCAUCUGACCCCUACUCGUCUGACCCAGAGCGUCACCCUGUCUUGCGCAUCAACAACCUCAAGCCCUUCAACGCUGAGCCGCCUCCUGAAAUCCUCUCCGACAGCUACAUCACCCCCUCUGCUAUAUUCUUCAAAAGAAACCACUUACCAGUUCCUCGGGUGGACCUGGCUUCUUAUCGGCUCCAUGUGGAGGGGCUGCCUGGAGGAGAGCUCACGCUGUCUUUAGAAGACUUGAAGACUCGAUUCCCCAAACACACAAUCACUGCCACGCUGCAGUGUGCAGGUAACCGCCGCUCUGAGAUGAAUAAGGUCAAGCAGGUGAAAGGACUGAACUGGGGCAUUGCUGCAAUCAGUAAUGCUACAUGGAGCGGUGCUAAACUCAGGGACGUGCUCCUGGCGGCCGGCUACGGGCCAGAUGUGGCUAAGUGGGCUCGCCAUGUUCAGUUUGAAGGACUGGACAAGGAUGUGACAGGCACUACCUACGGCGCUUCCAUCCCUCUAAACAAGGCGGUCAGCGAGGAAGGCGAUGUGCUGCUGGCUUAUGAAAUGAACGGCGAGGAGCUUCCUGCCGACCACGGCUUCCCUGUCCGCGUCGUGGUACCAGGCACAGUGGGCGCACGUAACGUCAAAUGGCUUGGGAAGAUCAUAGUGAGCGCAGAGGAGAGCAGCAGCCACUGGCAGCAGAACGACUACAAGGGUUUCUCUCCCGGAACGGACUGGGACACCGUGGACUUCAAGUCUGCUCCCGCCAUCCAAGAGCUACCCAUUCAGUCCGCCAUCACCACACCGGCAGACGGCGUUGUGGUUGAUCGCAGCGCAGAAGAGGUGACUGUGAAGGGCUACGCGUGGAGCGGCGGCGGCAGAGAGGUGGUACGUGUGGAUGUUUCCCUCGAUGGAGGAAAGACGUGGCAGGUGGCCCAGCUGAGGACAAGCGACAAGGGAGUAGCUCCCGAGCCCUCACCCCCGCCAGGACGAGCCUGGGCCUGGAAGCUGUGGGAGUUGACAGCUCCUCUUCCACCUGAAGCUCAGGAGCUGGAGAUAGUUUGCAAGGCAGUUGACAACAGCUACAACAUGCAGCCAGACACAGUGCCUCCCAUCUGGAACCUGAGGGGCGUCCUGAGUAACGCCUGGCACAGAGUGAAGGUGAAGAUCAGAGAGGAUAAAGAUGAGGAAUAGACUCAGUGGUUUGAUGCAGAAGUUUCAUCGCCUGGUACAGAGUCAUUGGACAAUGAGCAUGAAUCUGUUACUAGGGCUCAGCAGGAAAAUAUACAAAAGAAAGAAAAAACAUAGAGACAAAGUACGCACAACGUUUUGAAGUAUUACAACAACCACAGCAGGUUUUUUUUGACACAGUCUUGAAGUAUUUAUGCAGUUUGGUUGCCUGUGAGAUGUGAAAGAUUUUCAACAACAAAACUAAAGGCUGUAAAUGACUAAACCAAAAGAUGGUCAGUUUUAUCAAGUGAUGAGUCACUUACUUUGGUCUUAACUGAACAUAUGAGUCUGAGAUUUGUAGAAAAGAAAACAUUUAUUUUUGUAAUCCUUGUUGACAUUCUUUAACACUAAAGAUGCACAGAGGUUUGUCAUAAUUUAAAAGCCUCAUUUUAGACAAUAUAAUGAAAUCUAAUUGAAGAGAUGUUUUGAGUUUAUUAUCGCUUUAAAUAAAGGGUACUGGAGUUGCUUUUCUUUAGAGAGCUAACCAAGACUGGAAAUAUCUAAGAUAUCAUAUCACAUUGUGAGUUUUUUGUAUCUGCAGCCGUUGCUUAUAGAUAACCAAUGAAAAAGAGAAAAUAAUAAAGUAACUUUUUAUGGUAGAAGUUUGAGGAGCUUGAAGAACUGUCAGUGGCCGAGCUCAUCAGGUCUUGCUUUUAGCCAGCAAAUCACAGGUGAACUGUGGCCUUGGGGGUGCCACUCAGUUUGUCCCUCACUGUUUCACAGUUAGUAUGAAGUACCAGACCCCACCAUGGAGACCUAGGUCUAGUCUAAAGUUUAGACUACAGCAUGUUGCAGAGGUCUGGACAUUUCUUGACCGCAGUUUUGACCCAUUGUGUCAAAACAGGCAGGUCUUUGUGCUUUGUGUCUGGGAUGAGUGAAGAAUGAUGAUUUAGAGAAAGAUGGCGAGAGUUGAAUGUUGACUCCUAGCAAGGAGAGAGAAAGAGCAGGACAUAGAGGAGAAGUAAUAUUUAAAGCUUUUCCAAAAGAAACCUUGUUUGUUUACCUCAUUAGAGUCAUGGAGGAUUCUGUCAUAUAAAUGUUAAUUCAUCUGAGUUUAUAUAUUGUCAGUUGAAUGUGUCAAAGCUGCUCAGUUAGCAUCGGAUUACACUAUGUUUUUCCGUAAAAUGAACAUUAUCAUUGAAGAUGAUGAAUAAAGAGGUCUAAUAAUUUUACACUGGCCUCUGAGUCAGUUACUGCUGAGUAUCUUUACCAUAGAUUGGCUGUUGUUUUGCGUACACGCGUUCGUGUACGUAUUUCUCUCCUUUGCAGUGAUGAACCAUUUCUAUAUUUCACUGUGCUGAUGAAACAUGUUGACUUAAUGGCUAUUAACCAGGUCAAGCUGCCGUUUUUACUUGUUCAUAAAAGACAAAUCAUAAAUGGUUUUAAUUAGGAGAGUAGUACUAAGAUUAUAUGUCAUUGUAAAAGUACUGUAAGUUUAACAUGCCAAAAUCACAUCCAGUUUUUCCUGCAUUAAUUAAAGAAAAUAUUUUAUUGUCA
Lates calcarifer (barramundi perch) is the source of this 5237-nucleotide messenger RNA. RefSeq names its product sulfite oxidase (gene suox). The record is from RefSeq and is a predicted model, not a curated record. Gene Ontology annotation, cellular component: mitochondrion. Gene Ontology annotation, molecular function: heme binding; oxidoreductase activity; molybdenum ion binding. Lineage: Eukaryota; Metazoa; Chordata; Actinopteri; Centropomidae.